GUGUUCGUGAUUGGUCAGAAUCUCGUAUCCGUGGAGUUUCAUACAGUUCUUGCUGUGACGUGAGUUUGAGGGCCCCGCAGCGCAGCGUGCGAUCAUGGCGAACAUCAGGAGCGUCAAGGGUAUGGUGGGUUUGGUCACCGGAGGUGGUUCCGGUUUGGGCAGAGCCACAGUAGAGAGGCUACUCAGCCAAGGCGCCAGCGCUGUGAUUCUAGACCUGCCCAGCUCCGAUGGACACAAGGUGGCCACUGCCCUGGGGGACCGCUGUGCAUUUGCUCCAGCUGAUGUAACAUCAGAGUCAGAUGUGCGGGCAGCAGUGGAUUUGGCAAAGGAGAAGUUUGGCCGAUUGGACUUGGCAGUAAACUGUGCUGGCAUUGCUGUAGCUGCAAAGACAUACAACUUCAAAAAGGACGUCCCUCACAGCCUGGAGGACUUCAGUCGGGUUGUCACUGUGAACGUUGCUGGUACCUUUAAUGUGAUAAGGCUGGCUGUAGGGGAGAUGGGCAAGAAUGAACCAGAUGCUGAUGGACACCGAGGCUGCAUCAUCAACACAGCCAGUGUAGCAGCUUUUGAUGGGCAGGUGGGCCAGGCUGCAUACUCUGCUUCUAAAGGAGCUAUUGUGGGGAUGACCCUUCCAAUCGCUCGAGACCUUGCUCCUAUGGGAAUCCGUGUUAUCACCAUUGCUCCAGGUUUAUUCUCCACACCGCUCCUGGCUGGUCUGCCUGAGAAGGUGCGGAACUUUCUGGCCCGGCAGGUGCCUUUCCCCUCUCGUCUGGGCGACCCUGCUGAGUUUGCCCAUCUCGUGACCUCCAUCGCAGAAAACCCCAUGCUCAACGGAGAGGUGAUCCGCUUGGAUGGAGCCAUCCGAAUGCAACCCUGAAGAGAGAGCGGAUGUGUUUAUGUGUUGAAAUGAAGGGGGUCAGUGACAUAGGGCCAGAUGUGAAUAUCAAUUUCAGUAUAGUGCAGCUUUUAUGUCUCAGGAUGACUGUUCCUGUGAUUAAGUGCUGCUGUUUUGUGAAUUUUUUUUUUUUUAAACCACUGAAAAUCUGUAGAUACGUUUUUUUACACUACAGUUAUGGUGUUUAGUUACUAAAUGUACAGACGCUUAUGCUGUAAGGAUGUGGGACUUCUCCCGGGGUGUCUUUCUAAAUCUGCUUCCAUGCCGCGGAGCUGUUGGUGUAGAUGUGCUCUUCAGGCCAGGAGCAGCUCUUAUCCUGGUCUGGGAAGUGCCUGAAAUACAUUUCAAGAUCCUAAUCAGAAUGAAUGUAUUGCUAAAUGGUUUCAUUCAUCCUCGAAUGUCUACUGAGACCUCUUCAACCGAAACAAUAAAAGCAGAUCUAGGUGGAAAGCUGUGCACAAUGCAGUUUAUGAGCAUUAUGUUGAAGUGGAAAAUAAAACAAAGAUGGAAUAAUGCAUCUAAAGUACAUUUGA
Molecule: messenger RNA, 1428 nt
Organism: Pygocentrus nattereri (red-bellied piranha)
Lineage: Eukaryota; Metazoa; Chordata; Actinopteri; Characiformes; Serrasalmidae
Gene: hsd17b10
Product: hydroxysteroid (17-beta) dehydrogenase 10
Exons: 6
Coding region: 95-877 (260 amino acids)
Biological process (GO): estrogen metabolic process; fatty acid metabolic process; androgen metabolic process
Cellular component (GO): mitochondrion
Molecular function (GO): estradiol 17-beta-dehydrogenase [NAD(P)+] activity
Source: RefSeq, a predicted model, not a curated record